CUAACUCUGGUGACGCAAGAUCUAACUGUUACACGAUGAGAAGUAUAUAGACCAGAAGAGUCCAAACUUUUUUCUCUCACUCAAUCAUCCAAUUAGAUACACUUGAGUGUCGAGAUAAAAACGAAAACCCAAAAACUAAUUUUGUCUUGGCCAAAAGAUGUCGCUGUUUCUCACUUGAAACCACCUGGGCGUUAUCCUUUGACCUGCUCAAUCGAUAACCUACACAAACAAAAAUUCCCGUCUCAGUUCACCAAACGUGUCGUGUUUGUUGUUGAGCUGUUAUCCCAAUUUAUCCCGUUGGAGCCAAAUUCACUCCUGAAAAAACAAAGAGUUUAUUUUUGCGGAUGGAUCAAAAGGGGAGUUUUAGGCUUGUGACUGACUGGUGGGCGGCGGAAGGCCGUGUCUCACCUUAACACAUAAAAGUAGUCCCUGUCUGUGAGGAGAACCGGGACUUCGGAGCCUGUGCCCCGCGCGCCCGGCUCGCAUCAUCCAGUCGGUCUCCGCCCCGUCGCUCCAUCAUCAGCUCACAUCCAGGAGGGGAGGAGGGGGCGAAUAGAAAAGAAACGACGGGAGCAGGAGGAACCACGUCCGGUGUAAACAAGGAACCAUGAAGGACCGCAUGCAGGAACUUAGACAUGGCAAGGAGACAACAGAAGAAGAGGAUGAAGUCGCUGUGGGGAUGGACAAAGGCUUCAUGGAGGAAUUCUUUGAACAGGUAGAGGAGAUCCGGGGUUUUAUCGAGACUCUGGCAGAGAAAGUGGAAGAGGUGAAGAGGAAGCACAGCGCCAUCCUUGCCUCGCCGAACCCCGAUGAGAAGACCAAAGCCGAGCUGGAGGACCUCAUGGCAGACAUCAAGAAACUGGCCAACAAAAUUCGCUCUAAAUUAAAGAGUAUUCAGCAAACGAUUGAGCAGGAGGAAGGGCAGAACAGAUCGUCAGCUGACCUGAGGAUACGCAAAACACAGCACUCCACGUUGUCCAGGAAGUUCGUCGAGGUGAUGUCAGAGUACAACACCACGCAGUCGGACUACAGAGAGCGCUGCAAGGGCCGCAUUCAGAGACAGCUGGAGAUCACUGGAAGAAACACUACAAACGAGGAACUAGAGAGCAUGUUAGAGAGUGAUAACCCUGCCAUCUUUACCUCUGGGAUAAUAAUGGAUAACAUCACCCAACAAGCAAUGAAUGAGAUCGAGACGCGGCACAACGAGAUUAUCAAGCUGGAAAACAGCAUCAGGGAACUUCAUGACAUGUUCAUGGAUAUGGCCAUGUUGGUGGAGAGUCAGGGCGAACUGGUGAACAAUGUCGAGCGGAGCGUUCAAGGCGCUCAGGAAUAUGUGGAGGAAGCAAAGGAGCGCAUCCCGAAAUGCAAAAAGUUCAAAAAGUCCAGCAGACGGAAAAUGAUCCUGAUAGGUGGUUGUGUCGCAGUGUGCCUCACCAUCCUCAUUGUUUCUCUUGCUGUCGGCCUCAGUUAGGACCCUGACACACACCGUUUGCUACUCUAGAAGUGGCUCAAUAAUUUAGUGUCGCCAUUGUAAAUGAGCACUCAAACUGUGUGGGACUAAUUAAUAUUGCCUUACUAUGUUAUUUUAUAUUGCUCUUGCACAUGUUGUGUUUCUCGUUUUGCACGUUUCUGAAACUUACAAAAUGUUGCGUACUUCUCCAAAUCGAGCAUUUAUUCUGAUUAUCACAUGUAUCUCUUAGUAGUUCAUGGACAACCAAUCUUUUUCAAAACUUGUGGAUGAAAUUUGGAAUUAGCGGCAUAAAAAAAGACCUUUUCAAGGGUGAUAAAAUCUAGUGAAACUAUUUACAUUUUCAGCAAGCUCACUCCAAGGCGACAUCUUCCCACUUCAGGUUGAGAAAGUAUUACCAGCAACAACUUUUAGAUCUUUUGAUAAAUCAGAGACGUGUAUAAUUCAACUAAAGCUCAGAUGAAAACACUUUGAGGCAUCUUGUUUUUGUUUUGUCGGACACUGGUCGCUUAUGAAUUAUAUUUAUUGAGAUAGUGUUAGAAACCUACAGUGACCUUUUUCUACCACCAGAGGGAGCUACAGCUUUUGUAGCUUCUGUUUUCAAGUGAUUGUGUUUGUUAGAUGUGCAAAACGCCCCUAAGGCAGAGAGAACUCAAUCUUCUGCAACUUAAGAAGAUCUGAUCUAAUGUAUUUAUCUUGAAACGCUCUAUUAAAUCAAGCAAUCUCUAAAAAGUACAAUUCAACUUUAUUGCCGUAACUUUCAUUUCAGCUGAAUUUCCUCUCUGACGACAAAAAGUUUCACAGCACUCUUUUAUUUACACACAUUUUCUUAAGAAUUGAUUAUAAUCUUAAAUAAUAAUUUUAUGUCUCACUGAGUUCUCUCUGCCUGUAAAACUGAACGUUGUCCUUAAGUUGUUGAACAAAAUGCAGGAAGCAAAUAUUCAAACGUGAGCUUUUACAAAUCCUGGUAAAAGUUGCACUCCAGUCAUUUCCUGAGAUUAUUUUAUGUUAUUAAAUCACACUUUUGUUUUCUAAGUUUCACUUUGUUCAAAUGUAUUAAAGCUUUGUUCAUACUGCUAACAAGUUUUUCUCUCUUUCCUGUCUGCUGCGUGGGACUUUUCUUUUUUUAUGUUAUUAUUCUUUCUUUUUUUUUUUUUUACUUUGUAGAAGAAAAUCAUGAUCAUUAUAUGCUGUGUGAUUUUGGGAAUUGUUAUUGCUUCCAUAGUUGGAGGAACUGUGUCUUAAGCCUCAUCCGCUGUCACACAGCAACACGCACACAGUCACAAAACUACACACACACUCACACACACACAUGAAAACAGGCAAAGCCAGUUCAUUCAGUGUCCUGUAUGAAAAACUACAAUCCCGAACGGUGUUUCCCAACCCUGGUCCUCAGCUCAAACUGCCCUGCGUCUUGUAGAUGUUUUCCUCACAACCAAUUCUGAUAAUUGAAGUUCGACCGGCACCUGGCAAUUGGCCAAUUGAUCGAAAUCAGGUUUUCUGCAGCAGCAAAUCAUCUAAAGCAUCCCUGGCGGUUUAUCCUGAGGGCUGGUGUUGGAAGCGACUGAUCUGGAACGUGCUUAGCACACAGCGUGUCACAUUACUGUAUGAUGCAUUCUGCAAAUAGUGUACAGGGCCAGAGGCGAUCUCGCAUGAGUUGCUAUUUUGUAAAAAUGUGGUGCUGCAAAUUGUUCAUCUGGGUGUUGUCAAAGGGUAUGAUGUUUCUGGAAAUGGGACGUUACUCAGUGGUACGUAUUCUUAGGCAUUCCAAUUCACAAAUGAGACUCUACUUUGAUUGUACUCUCUGUUUUGUGUUGUACAAGCGAAGUGACGGGUCACUCACCUGCAGUGUUUUCACAGACAAUACUUUACCUAUUCAUUUGUAGUUUAUAUUAAAACUCACCAUGUACAGACGUAAAUGUUUUUGCUUGUUGAAUCCUCACACUGCCAAACUUCUUUUGUUUUACUAUUUUUUUUUUUAUACACAGCUGAAGCAGUUAAACUUUUUCUUUUUGGGGUUUUUUUUUUUUUU
Messenger RNA from Poeciliopsis prolifica (blackstripe livebearer), 3500 nucleotides. It is a transcript of the gene stx1a, whose product is annotated as syntaxin 1A (brain). Gene Ontology annotation, cellular component: synaptic vesicle; endomembrane system; plasma membrane. Gene Ontology annotation, biological process: exocytosis; synaptic vesicle fusion to presynaptic active zone membrane; intracellular protein transport. The coding region runs from base 608 to 1471 and encodes 287 amino acids. Gene Ontology annotation, molecular function: SNAP receptor activity; SNARE binding. The transcript has 10 exons. The record is from RefSeq and is a predicted model, not a curated record. Lineage: Eukaryota; Metazoa; Chordata; Actinopteri; Cyprinodontiformes; Poeciliidae.